ACAUAUGAAAAAAAAUAGAAAAAAUAUAGCUCUAUAUCUUAAAUCAACUCCAAUGUUAUCAAAGAAAACACAUUUUAAUAGAUCAUGAAUAAAAGACAAAAGAAGGAAGAUAGCAUUUCUUUGGCAAGGAAUGAUCCUUCCUCUUUUAUCCGCUCGCAACAUAACUAAACCACAUUACUAACUCAACACAAACAAAGCCAUGGCUACUGCAGCAUCAUCAGCUACUGUAGCAAGUAGCGCUUAUUCCUUACCUGCUCGAAAACGCGUUUCCAUCAACGAUCAUCGUGUCCGAAUCCCGACUUCAUUUUCAAGGCUCAGCAGCCAUGCAACGCGGCGGCUGCUGGUGGUCCGAAGCUCCGGCGAGGAAGGCGCGACGGCUGUCGAUGAAGGGGAGCCGCCACAGACGCCGGCAGAGGUCCCGAAAGGGCCUCCGUCCUUGAUAUCAACCCUUAAUGUGGAGAAAGCUUUGCGUGGGAUUGCAAUUACAGAUGCUGAUCACUAUGGACGGCUGGGGCUUCCCACCAAAUGUUCAUAUGAUGAGGUAAAUGUUGCUUACAAGAGCAAGGUGACUGAGCUGACGAGUAAAGGGUUGGAAGAAGAAGAGCUUAGCAAGGAGCUAGAGCUCUUAAAGGAAUCGUAUUCGAUUCUGUCGACACCGGAAGAGAGAAGGCUUUACGAUUGGAGUUUGGCCAGAAGUGAGAAGCCAGAUACAUAUGUGUGGCCAUUUGAAGUUGAUAGAAUGCGAGAACAAUUAGGAGACCCUCCUCCUCAGGAUCCAGAGGAUGAAUUGCCAACAACAUACACAGGAUACUUCUUUUUAGGGUGGUUAACACUGUCCAUUCUACUAUACCUUGUAUUCAAUCGAUAAGGCGAUAUCGAUCUGUGAUUAUGAAAGUUUCCCAUGUUUCUAACAAUGAUCUUUUCAAUUUUAGUUUAUAUUCAUGGAGGCGAACGAUAA
Molecule: messenger RNA, 958 nt
Organism: Salvia hispanica
Lineage: Eukaryota; Viridiplantae; Streptophyta; Magnoliopsida; Lamiales; Lamiaceae
Gene: NDHU
Product: Chaperone DnaJ-domain superfamily protein
Cellular component (GO): NAD(P)H dehydrogenase complex (plastoquinone); chloroplast; chloroplast thylakoid membrane
Source: RefSeq, a predicted model, not a curated record